CAUCGUGUGCCACGUGCUUCCUCAGUCUCAGCGCGAAUGGUUGAAAGAUGCACAGGGGCCCCCCCACACUUUUAAAUAUCGAGCACCGUUUGUGAGACAUGGAUUCGGAGAGUGACUUGAAUCCUGACACGGAUGACCUUCCACUCUGUGCUAACACCAACCACAUCCUGGUGAAGCACUACGUUCUGGACCUGACCGUCUGCUUUGAAAGGAAGGUCAUCAGUGGCAGCAUUGUUCUGUUUCUGGACCCUUGCUCUGGAUCAACCGAGAAAGAUGUGCGUGAGAAAACCUGCUCGGAAUCCAGUUCAGCAUCUAUGGAUCCAGAGGUUGAAUCCAGGGAAGGAUCUGUGAAGAAGCACGAUGACAUGGAGAAGCUCUCACGCUCGUGGGAACUCUCUAAUGACGGAGAUUUCACCUUAGUGCUGGACUGCUGUGACCUGGCUGUGUCAAAGGUGGAAGAAGUGGACGUUUCUCAUGUGUCUGACAUCGGAUCUGAAAAGGCAGGGGUCUCGUCUUUGACCCAGAAUGCUACUCUGGUUCAGAACAUCCUCUCCAUGCCCUCCACUCGGUGGAGACAGCAGCACCAAAUGUUUUCUCUCUGCAGCCGAGCGCCUGGGGUUCAAGGCGACAGCUCACUGCGGUUCCAUACAAACCGCUGGAGCCUUCAGGUGAGGAAGAGGCACGUCUCAUCCUCGCAAGACUUCCCCAGGGUGCUCAGGGUCUUUUAUGAGACGAGGCCUGAAGGUGGCUCUGUAAGGUGGACCCGGGAUCAGGACGACAGGGCAUGCGUUUACACUGCCGGCUCGCCCAUCAACAACCGGGCCCUCUUCCCCUGCCAGGAGCCACCUGUUGCCAUGUCAACGUGGCAGGCGAUCGUUCGGGCCCCCAGUGACUGUGUGGUUCUGAUGAGUGGAGAGGAGGCGGUGAAACCGACAGAGGACUCGGAUUGUCUCAUCUGGAAUUACUAUGUCACCAUGCCCAUGCCCGCCUCCACCUUCGCCCUGGCUGUGGGCCACUGGCGCCAAGUAACCGACGAAAAUUCCCCAACUUUGGAAAAAGAGUCGGGGAACCGGUUGCACUGCGGAACGGGGGAAAACUUUGGAGCUGAGACCAGUGCUUUGUCCACACUUGGAAAUUCCACCAGAGGAGAAGUAAAGGUCUCCACGCUGCAGCCUGGCAGGGGACACCAGACCUCCCGCUCGCCCCCCUUGUCAUCUCACCCUUCCCUGGAGGAGAAGACUUCACAUUGCUCAGCCGUAGUGGAUGACAGCAUUCCUUGUUCCCAUGGCGACUACCCUUGCCGAGUCGCUGAGAGCUCUGUGAGGUCCCAGCAGGUGAUUCCACACCGUGUGUUUGCCCCAGACAGCCUGCUGCACAAAGCCCAGAUUGGAAUCUUGUCUCUUCUGCCAAAAUGCUUGGAAGCAGCCUUUGAGGUUCUAGGGGUCCAUCCCUUCUCCCGUCUCGAUGUUCUCGUCGUUCCUGCAGGGUUCUCCAGCCUGGGAAUGGCCAGCCCACAUAUCGUUUUUCUGUCCCAGAGUGUGCUCAAUGCAGGAGGGUCUGGUUCUGGGGAAAAGGCAGUGGCUCUGUGUGGGUCAAGGCUAUGCCAUGAGAUUGCCCACUCCUGGUUCGGGCUGGUCAUUGGAGCCAGAGACUGGACUGAGGAAUGGAUCAGCGAGGGCUUCGCCACCUAUCUGGAGGACGUGAUCUGGGCUCGAGCACAGCAACUUUCGUUUGAGGAUGCAGCAGAACAGUCGAGUUUAAAGGCUCUGCUCAGAUGGAGAAGACUUUCUGACGAGUUGCAGAACUCACAGGAAGAACUUCAAAUCCUCAGGCCAAACAUGGAGAGAACAGGUCAGGUCAGUGACUCCGGCUCCUCCACCGUCAAACAUGCCCUCAACCCGGACAAGUCCUUCAUGCAAGUCCAUUACCUCAAGGGCUAUUUCCUGCUCAGGUUCUUGGCCAGCCAAGUGGGGGAGCAACAAUUCAUCAACUUCUUCAGGUUAUUUGUGCAGAGAUACCACGGGCAGCUAAUUCUCUCCCAGGACUUUCUUCACAUGCUGCUGAUUACCUUCCCUGACAUUGAAAGGCGAGGCUUAACGCUGAGUGCGAUUUAUGCCGACUGGUUGGAUCGGCCUGGAAUUCCAGAGUGGCUGUACGAACGGAGCGCCGUGUGGUCACAGACGAGGCUGGUGGAAGAAGUCAAAGCCGAGGUUGUAAAAUGGAUUCUCCCCAGUCACAGGCAUCAGGGGAAGGGCAGAAAGCGGAAGCAAUCGGAGCCCAAGGUGAAACACAAAGAGGUGACGUCAGAUCAACUGGUGCUGCUGUUGGAGUUCCUGCUGGAGGAAGCCAGGCUGAGCGCGGCGAAGAUGCGCGCGCUGGCGCAAACCUACGCCCUGCAGAACCAAGACGCUGAGCUGCACUGAAGUUUGAGUCGAGGAUCAUGGAACGUUACCUUUGGCCAUUUCUCAUCUGAGGAUUCCACACUUCCACCUCCUCCACCUUCACCUACCCAGCACACCCAUCCUCUUCACUUACCGUAUCCAUGAACCAAACUGCAACUUUUUUGCACUGUAGACAUUAGCUGCGAGCGUCGUAUACCCUUAACCGUCUUUUCCUUUGCAAACCCUCCUCCACGACUAAGGGCACAAACCCCAAUACGAGUUUACCAGGAGGAGGAGUCCAUUCAUCGACCACAGACUUGGGGUGGAAAGAUGUCUCCUUCCCCUCAACCUAGACCAUUACAGGGUCUAAUCUGGGUUAAGCUGGGAACAGGACUUUCAUCCUCAGAAAGCCGUCACUCGUUGCUGUAAUUGACCUCGCGGCAGCAGAACCGAAGCCACUUAGUUAUCGGCCUCGGGUUUGUCUCCUCGGUGGAACUUCCUGGCAGAUGAAAGGAAAAUCGGAUCUGCAAUUUCCAGGAAAAACAUGAUGGUGUUGCUAAAAAUACACGGCGCCAUUAUGCGCAUAGCCAUGCAUGGGAAAGCGCACUUGAACGCGCGCGCACACACACCUGCACGCUGUCCCUGGAGGCAAUGGUCCAGUCCUAAUGUAGCUGCUCUCAUUCAGAGCAGGUCAAUCACCUGCGUCGCCUCCUAUAAAUGUGCCCAUUUGUUCUGCUGCCUUUCUGCUUUUCUCUCCCUUUUGCUCUCUGUUGUGACCUCAUCUCACCUGUGCUGGAGAUUGAUGAUCCAUAUCGUGUUUUCGGAUAAACAUUGGCCAGUAAAGGAGGCCGCUAAAGAGCCACUCAAUGACCUCAGGGUGAGAGAAAGCAUGGUAUGAUCCAGCAAUUAUGGAAUCUGAAAGGGAGUAAUCACAUAUUGACCCACUUGGGCUUGAUGUUUGAUGAAACGUACCAUGCUCGCUGCCAAAGAAUUCUCCUCAUGCAGAACAUGUGACGGGAGAGGAACAUUAAAAUGAGUCAGCCAAACAGUUCAAGUAUAAAUGUCAGGCUCAUGUAAGAACGUGUCUGUACCACAACGUUUGUCUGCUGUGAAGUAGUUACUUCUCAUGUCAGACUUACAUUUCUUUUGGUCCCCAUAUGAGUACGUUGGCCACCUUGACCAAUACAAUUCGGACUCCUCCUUGACUCAACUGGUUUGGGAACUUUUAGGAGCACAGCUCAUGUGACUCGAGGGCCCCAGCUUAUUCAAUCGCAAGUCUCAGAGACCUUCACAGCUUUGUAGACCGUGAGUAAUAUCUUGGAAACUUUGACCCGCAGCAGGCCGGGUGUCAUGGUGUCUUCUAGCAGCAGCGAUAGAUUUUAAAAUGGAGACUGUUUCAGAGACAUAUCCUCCGUUAGAGCACUUCUGUUCUGUCGGUUGCCGUGAUGUUCACAGUCCGCUGACGCUGGUGUGGCGUGCCAGCCUCCACAUGCGUGACGUGCCCUGCAGUCAAAGGAAAUGUGUGGCGGACCACAAGUUUGCCUUUGUCGACGGUGGCCAUACGUACGUGUAAAGCGGCAGCAUGUGUUCGCAUGUAAGAGACGCCGUGCGUGACUCUGGUCCACUUCCUUUCAUAUGAGCCUUGUGAUGGAGAGGAGGGGGACGUGUGCGUCCAUAUUUUAUUACAUUAGUCCAGUCUUGUUCACAAGGGCCUUUGUUUCCGAACCACACGUUUGAGCUUGAGCAAACAAGAGGUGGCUGCCUCAAUGUCACCCUGACGAAAUAUUCACAAAUUGAAAUUCAGAAAAGGAACUAUAAUCACAAGUGAGUAGUUAAAAUAUAUAUAUACACAACCUGAGUCUGAAACUGCCCAGUACAGUAAAUAUCAUUUACAGUUCUAAAAUGCUUUUUUUAUGCAGAAAAAUACAAAUGAAUGAAACCUCAAUUUUAAAAGAAAGUGUGAUGUAUUUUAUGAUAGUGGAUAAUUAUAUAAAAAAGAAACAAAAUCAAAGAAAAUAAAAGCAAACUGUUGAAGAUAGGUAGAAGUUAUGAUAAAAUAUGACAAGAUUGGUAUUAUUAAAAUGUAAAUAGCAUACUCUUCCUUUUUUAGGUAUCUAAUUACUGCGCUUAAAACAUAUCCACAAAUAUGAAUCAUAAAUAAUUUCCACCAGGAGUAUCUCAGUAUCACAAAAAUAGCAAUAUAUUUCAGCUUGUUUAGUUUCACAAUGAUCUCGUGGGGUUCCCAGGAAUGUGGCCACACUUUGCUCAGAGGUCACAAGGGUGCGCGUUAUCAUAAGAGAGGAUGACGCAAAGUUGAAGGCUUCACAUUCUCCGACCACUUCCAAAGGUUCUGCCUGUCCAAUGACAAAAAAAUAAAAAAUCCCUCACACGUACCUGCUCGCUUUGACUCCCGAGGGCAUGUACAGUCAGCACAGUAGAUCUACAGUAUAUUGGCUACAGGAGAGUCCAAACAUCACCGAUCAUGUUCAUUCUGUUCCAAAUAUCUUGAGAUAUUGUUCAUAUCACUUCAGUCAUACUUUGGGUUGGUCAUCUUUAAUAUGAAAUUCUUUGUUGAGUUAUGGAGGCAAGAAAAGCUGCCCAUCACAUGUGUCUAACUGGCACGCACACACACACAGUGUGUCUGUAAAUGCUGUGAAGACAGAGGGAGUGUGUAG
Messenger RNA from Synchiropus splendidus (mandarinfish), 5056 nucleotides. RefSeq names its product aminopeptidase O (putative) (gene aopep). NCBI's taxonomy places the organism in Eukaryota, Metazoa, Chordata, Actinopteri, Syngnathiformes, Callionymidae. Gene Ontology annotation, cellular component: nucleolus. Gene Ontology annotation, molecular function: zinc ion binding; metalloaminopeptidase activity. Bases 99 to 2423 code for a protein of 774 amino acids. The transcript is spliced from 16 exons. The record is from RefSeq and is a predicted model, not a curated record.